Messenger RNA from Sceloporus undulatus (fence lizard), 933 nucleotides. Its product is annotated as fibrinogen-like protein 1-like protein. Lineage: Eukaryota; Metazoa; Chordata; Lepidosauria; Squamata; Phrynosomatidae. Bases 70 to 933 code for a protein of 287 amino acids. The transcript has 3 exons. The record is from RefSeq and is a predicted model, not a curated record.
CAGGCUGCAGUUGCUUGGUGCCAUUUGGACAUUUGGCUGCCUGCAGCCUGAUUUACUUGAUCUGUAGCAAUGGCAAACAAGGUUCCAGGGAUGCUACUUCAUUCAGCUCUUUAUCUGUGUUUCCUCAUCAGCAUUCAUGGAAGUAAUGGAUCAUCAUCUUUAUCAAAGGAUGAACUGUACUCAAAAAUUGGCAACAAUCAUAUGAUUGUGAACAGGGAUGUUGCAUCCCUGAUCAAUGCUCAAAAACCAGCGCUAUAUGAAGAAUACCUGGCAAGAGACUGCAGGGCUGCUUUCCGCCGUGGUAGGAAACAAAGCGGCCUCUACAUUAUCCGUCCCAAAUUUUCUCCUUUAUUGGUGGUCUACUGUGACAUGGACUAUGAUGGUGGUGGCUGGACAGUCCUGCACAGAAAUGCUGUCAACAAAAAUACCCCAUCAUGGUCACGCAACUGGAAAGAUUAUAGGAUCGGUUUCGGAGAUCUGCUGGGAAACCACUGGCUUGGCAACGAAUAUAUCCACCUCUUAACUAGGCAGAAUUCUUUCGCAGUACGAUUUGUGAUAAUCGAUAGUAAUGGAAAAACCAAGCACGCCGAUUACCAUAGUUUUAGCGUGGAUAGUGAAGAUACUGGUUAUGCUUUGAGGCUAGGGAACUAUUCAGGGAAUGCAGGAGAUGCACUGACCACUAUGGGUGAGCCAGGAAUCCAUGACAACAUGAAGUUUUCUGCCCAAGACCAGGAUAAUGAUCGGAGGCCCACUACAAACUGUGCACUAGAGAGUGGCGGUGGCUGGUGGUAUGAUAACUGUUAUUCGGCUCAGCUAACCAGUGGCAACCAGAUUUACUGGAAAGGGCUGUGCACAGAGAGUAGCAACUGUAAAUUAGCAUCCAUCCUGAUUAGACCAAAUGGGAAAAAUUGCAACAUACCUUCAAGAUAUUAA